UGUAACUUUAAAUCUUCUAAAACUACAUUAAAUUAAAUUUCUAACUAUAUUAAUGAAACUUAAAGUCUUAGAAAGUGAAAAAUAUUUUCUUUUAAAUGGUUUCUUGAUUUAAAAAAAGUAAUUACUCAUUUAAUGUAACAACUGUUCCAAAUUUACUUUUGAAGAUGUUAAUGUUUUAUUAAUAUAAAUUUUAUAUUUGCAGUUUAAAAGAGCACCAACAUUAGAUUAUCAUCUUACUAUUUAUGCCAUUUGCCUUGGAAAUUUUGUAAUCUCAUACAUUUGGGAGGUAUAUUUUGUUCAAAAAUUCUUGUUUGAACAUGUUAUUCCCGCACUCAAAAAAAUGAAAGGUCCCAUUCAUCGCUAUGAAAAAGUUGAUCUUUCUAUUGGCAACAAUUGGCCACCUGUUGGGAAAUAUGAAACUAUUCCUUUAAAAUCAGAUAGUUAUUUAUCAUACAGUGAUGAAGUUGAUGUUGGAAUUUUAAGAAGAUCAUCAAAGUCAUUUCAGAAGAGAUGGUCACGACACAGUAGUGAUAUUCGCAAUUCUCUUAUAAUGGGUUUGAGAUCAUCUGCUUCAGAUUUUAAAGACAUAAAAUCAGAAUCUAAGACAACACAUACUUUUGUAACAUUUCAGGACAACUAUAAACAUAUAGUUCAAAAUGAUGAGAACAAUACAAUAAUUCCAGCACAAGAUUCAUUUGUUUAAUAUUAAUAAUAAAAGUGAAACCAUGUUGUGUUUAACUUAAUUAUUA
Molecule: messenger RNA, 749 nt
Organism: Centruroides sculpturatus (bark scorpion)
Lineage: Eukaryota; Metazoa; Arthropoda; Arachnida; Scorpiones; Buthidae
Exons: 3
Coding region: 341-703 (120 amino acids)
Source: RefSeq, a predicted model, not a curated record